Torulaspora globosa is the source of this 1446-nucleotide messenger RNA. RefSeq lists its product as uncharacterized. The transcript has a single exon. Lineage: Eukaryota; Fungi; Ascomycota; Saccharomycetes; Saccharomycetales; Saccharomycetaceae. The coding region runs from base 1 to 1446 and encodes 481 amino acids. The record is from RefSeq and is a predicted model, not a curated record. Gene Ontology annotation, molecular function: pyridoxal phosphate binding; dethiobiotin synthase activity; S-adenosyl-L-methionine:8-amino-7-oxononanoate transaminase activity. Gene Ontology annotation, biological process: biotin biosynthetic process. Gene Ontology annotation, cellular component: mitochondrion.
AUGUCCCCCUAUUCUCCACAAGUACAAGAGCUCCUUGAGUGGGAUAAAGAACACCUAUGGCAUCCGUUUUCCACCCUCAGUAACCCGUUCCCUGUGUACCCCGUGCGCUCCGCAGAGGGCUGCCAGAUUACUCUGGAUACCAGAGACCACCAAAAAGUCGUAGAGGCAAUGUCCUCCUGGUGGUGCGUGAUCCACGGUUACGAUAACCAAGAACUCAAGGAUGCCAUGAAGCAACAGAUUGACCAAAUGUCCCACGUCAUGUUUGGCGGAUUGACGCACAAACCAGCGGUCGAGCUGGGUAAGAAGCUCUUGCGCGUUAUUGACCAUCCUCGACUCCACUCGAUAUUCUUCGCCGACACAGGCUCCGUCGCUGUCGAAGUGGCAAUGAAGCUGGCCAUUCAGUACAACUACUGCAAAGGCUCGAAAAAGUCCAAGUUCCUCACCAUAAGGAAUGGCUAUCACGGUGACACUUUUGGCGCGAUGAGCGUCGGAGACCCAAGCAACCCGAUGCGCACGUUCUUCAAAGAGCACCUGCCACAAAACAUUUUCGUCAAGGCACCUACCCUCCUACACACGCUGCCAACGUCCAACAUAUGUCUCGAGAAUCCAGAACUUUUCAAAGAGUCCGCCAAAUGGCACCCCCAAGACUUUGCCGAGUUCCAAAAGGCAAUUGAUGAACAUCAUGACAGUAUAUGCGCUGUCAUCUUGGAGCCGCUUCUUCAAGGAGCCGGCGGCGUCAGACUCUAUCAUCCUCAAUUCUUGAUUGAGGCGAGAAAGGCCUGCAACAAAUAUGGGAUCCCUUUCAUCAUGGACGAGGUCGCCACCGGGUUUGGUCGUACCGGAGAGAUUUUUGCGUUCAAACACUGCCGCGAGUACCAAAGGCUCUCAAAUGUUCCACCGGAGGACCAAGUUGACGUCUUCCCAGACAUACUCUGCGUCGGAAAGGGUCUGACUGGAGGAUCCUUGAGCUUCAGCGCGGUCGUGACCACCGCCGAGAUUGCCGCCGGCGUUUCUAUGUCUGACGGUCCGACUCGGGGCUAUUUUAUGCAUGGGCCGACGUUCAUGGCGAAUCCAUUAGCGUGCAGCGUAGCAAGCAAAUCCCUCGAUAUCUUGCUGAGGGGAGAAUGGAAGAUCCAAGUCAUGGCGAUCGAGAAGCAAUUGUUUCAAGAGUUGUAUCUGGAUAUCACACGCGAUGAGCGUCUCAUGAAGAGCGUCGUCGACCAUGUAAGAGUUGCAGGGGCCGUCGGAGUCGUGCAACUCCAAGACCCGAUCAAUGUUCCUUGGUUUCAAGAGCAAUGUAUUCUGCGCAACGUUUAUCUCCGGCCUUUCAAAAACAUCUGCUAUGUCAUACCCCCAUUCACAAUAUCAAGAGAGGAGUUGAAGGUAGUGACAAAGGCCAUAAAAGAGGUACUCAACGUUUGCUUGGAAAAAAAGUAUCAAGCUUGA